AUGGGGAGCUCCAGAAGCAUCCUGCUCUGCCUCUUUGGGGCUGCGCUCUGCCUGACAGGUACCAGGACUUCUACAUCCACAGGGUCCCAAGCCCUCCAAUGCUACAGCUUUGAACACAUCUACUCGGGCCCCUUUGACCUCAGCGGCAAGCAGCUCCUCACAGUCUCCUGUUCCGGCAGAUGCUUUGAGGCUGUCAGCUCCCUCAGCACGGGGUAUCGCUCCUCCGUGACACUGGUAAAGAAGGGCUGCUGGACGGGCUCGCCUAACGGCCAGAUGGAGGUGAACCAAGACUCGCUGCCGCCCGACUUCUCGCUGGUGCGCGGCUGCGCCACCCAUCUGUGCAACGUUGACAUCAUGAACCACGACAGCAUCCCCAACCUGAGCCCAGCGCCCGACCCGCCAUUACUCAGCGGCACCGAGUGCUACGCCUGCGUGGGGAUCUCGCCGGAGGACUGUGCUCCCAACAAGUCCCGGCGGGUCCAAUGUCACCAGAAGGAGAGCGUCUGCUUCCAGGGCAAUGGCCAAAUGACCAUCGCCAAUUUCUCAGUCCCUGUGUACAUCAGAACCUGCCACCGGCCCUCCUGCACCGUCAUGGGUACCACCAGCCCCUGGUCGGACAUCGACCUCCAGGGCUUCUGCUGCAAGGGCAACCUCUGCAACCGGGACUCCGUCUUUGAGCUCUUCACCUCUGCAGCCGCCACUCCCCAGGCGCCCCACUUUGUGGUCCUGCUGCUAACGCUUCCCCUGCUGGUGGGCGCUCUGGGAGGACCUCUCUGGCUCUCCUCAUAG
Molecule: messenger RNA, 789 nt
Organism: Trichechus manatus latirostris (Florida manatee)
Lineage: Eukaryota; Metazoa; Chordata; Mammalia; Sirenia; Trichechidae
Gene: LYPD5
Product: LY6/PLAUR domain containing 5
Exons: 5
Coding region: 1-789 (262 amino acids)
Cellular component (GO): plasma membrane
Source: RefSeq, a predicted model, not a curated record